Molecule: messenger RNA, 4572 nt
Organism: Betta splendens (Siamese fighting fish)
Lineage: Eukaryota; Metazoa; Chordata; Actinopteri; Anabantiformes; Osphronemidae
Gene: slc12a4
Product: solute carrier family 12 member 4
Exons: 25
Coding region: 380-3694 (1104 amino acids)
Biological process (GO): chloride ion homeostasis; chemical synaptic transmission; chloride transmembrane transport
Cellular component (GO): membrane
Molecular function (GO): potassium:chloride symporter activity
Source: RefSeq, a predicted model, not a curated record
CUCACUUCACUGUGGUACCGGUGAAGGACCAGGCUCAGUCCAGCUACGACAGCCUGGAAGGCCUCAACUGGGUGGAUUACAGGGACACAGGGCAGGACUUCCCAGACCACCAGGACACUGUCAGCUCUGAUGCUCUUUCCUGGCGCUGCUGCUCCUCCAUUGUGCUUUCAGCAAGGUGACACUAGAGGACAGUGUUGACAUGGCUUUCACUCCCAUCACUUGUCAGACCUGCCGCAGGACGUUUGAUCUCAUUUAGACAGGACUGGUCCCUGAACGAGUUUUCACACUGGCUGACCGGGUGUCCUGGAUAGUAAUCGACUAUUCCCUGAGCUGAGCUAGAGCUCAGAGGUCCGUGCAGCAGCGUGCACGGCACAGAGCUAUGCUCACCCACAGCGACAGCAGCAGCCGUGGGACGCAGAACGCAGGACAUGCAAAUCACAAAGAAGACAGCCCCUUCCUCAGCAGUGCUGACUCUGCUAGUAAGAAGAAUGACUUCUAUGACAGGAACCUGGCUUUGUUUGAGGAAGAGCUCGACAUCCGGCCCAAGGUUUCCUCGCUGCUCAGUCGCUUGGUCAACUACACCAGCAUCAGCCAGGGAGCCAAGGAGCACGAGGAGGAGGAGAGCGCCGAGGCCUCACGGAGAAAGACCCCCAAGUCUCCCAACAUGGGCACUCUGAUGGGCGUCUACCUGCCCUGUCUGCAGAACAUCUUCGGGGUCAUCCUGUUCCUCCGGCUGACCUGGAUCGUCGGGAUGGCCGGCAUCGUGCAGUCCCUUCUGAUCGUCCUCAUGUGCUGCUCAUGUACGAUGCUCACGGCCAUAUCGAUGAGUGCCAUCGCUACCAACGGUGUGGUUCCAGCUGGAGGCGCAUACUUCAUGAUCUCACGCUCUCUGGGCCCGGAAUUCGGAGGAGCUGUGGGGCUGUGCUUCUACUUGGGCACCACCUUCGCCUCUGCCAUGUACAUACUUGGUGCCAUUGAAAUCUUCCUGAAAUAUCUGGUUCCCCAGGCGGCCAUAUUUCAUGCCACAGACCACUCCGGCACCGACAGUGCCAUGCUGAACAACAUGCGAGUGUAUGGUUCCAUCUGCCUCAGCCUAAUGGCUGUGGUGGUCUUUGUAGGAGUCAAAUAUGUCAACAAGCUGGCGUCCCUCUUCCUGGCCUGUGUCAUUAUCUCAAUUGUCUCCAUUUAUGCGGGAGCAUUCAAAUCCUUGACUCACCCGCCAGAAUUCUCAGUUUGCAUGUUGGGCAACAGGACCCUGGUGAGAGAUCACUUUGACGUAUGUGCUAAGACUGUGAUGAGGGACAACGUGACGGUUCCCAGUCAGCUGGCCGAGCUCUUCUGCCUGCCUGGGAACAUGAGCAGCACACAAUGCGACGACUACUUCACUCAGAACAAUGUGACGGAGAUCCAGGGCAUCCCUGGACUGGGCAGCGGGAUUCUCAGAGAGAAUAUGUGGGGAAACUACCUGGAGAAAGGGGAGAUCUUAGAGAAAGCACGGCUGCACUCAGUGGAUGCGCACAGUGCCAUGGAGAACUUUGGGCUGUAUGUGUCUGCAGACAUAGCCACGUCCUUCACUCUGCUGGUGGGCAUCUUCUUCCCAUCCGCCACAGGUAUAAUGGCAGGAUCCAACAGGUCCGGUGAUCUCCGGGAUGCUCAGAAGUCCAUCCCAGUGGGAACAAUUUUAGCGAUUACCACCACUUCCCUCGUCUAUUUAAGUUCUGUUGUUCUGUUCGGGUCUUGUAUUGAAGGAGUCGUCCUUAGGGACAAGUUUGGGGAUGCUGUCAGAAAAACCCUGGUGGUGGGAACUCUGUCCUGGCCGUCUCCAUGGGUUAUUGUUAUUGGCUCCUUCUUCUCCACAGUGGGGGCAGGCCUGCAGUCGCUCACUGGAGCUCCCCGUCUCCUACAGGCUAUAGCCAAGGACAACAUCAUUCCUUUCCUCAGGGUGUUUGGUCAUGGAAAGACCAACGGAGAGCCUACGUGGGCGCUGCUACUGACCGGUCUGAUCGCAGAGCUGGGCAUUCUCAUUGCCUCCCUGGACAUGGUGGCUCCCAUCCUUUCCAUGUUCUUCUUGAUGUGCUACCUCUUUGUGAACUUAGCAUGUGCAGUUCAGACUCUUUUACGGACGCCGAACUGGAGGCCAAGGUUUAGAUACUACCACUGGGCCCUGUCCUUCCUUGGUAUGAGCAUGUGCCUGGCUCUAAUGUUCAUCUCUUCCUGGUACUAUGCAAUAGUGGCAAUGGGCAUUGCUGGCAUGAUCUACAAAUACAUUGAGUACCAGGGGGCAGAGAAGGAGUGGGGGGACGGUAUCCGAGGCCUGUCCCUUAGCGCAGCACGCUACGCCCUGCUGAGGCUGGAGGUGGGACCCCCACACACCAAGAACUGGAGACCUCAGCUCUUGGUGCUGUUAAAGCUGGAUGAGGACCUCCAUGUGAAAUAUCCCAGGCUGCUGACCUUCGCCUCACAGCUGAAGGCAGGAAAGGGUCUGACCAUUGUGGGCUCUGUUAUCCAGGGCAACUUCCUGGACAGCUACGGGGAAAUGCAGGCAGCCGAGCAGGCUAUUAAGAAUAUGAUGGAGAUCGAGCGCGUCAAAGGUUUCUGCCAGGUGGUGGUGGCGUCUAAGGUGCGUGAGGGCAUCGUCCACCUGAUCCAGUCCUGUGGUCUUGGAGGCAUGAAGCACAACACGGUGGUGAUGGGCUGGCCGUACGGCUGGAGACAGAGUGAGGACCCCCGAGCCUGGAAGACGUUCAUCAACACGGUCCGCUGCACCACAGCCGCUCACCUGGCCUUAAUGGUGCCUAAAAACGUGUCUUUCUACCCGAGCAACCACGAGCGCUUCACAGACGGCAACAUCGACGUGUGGUGGAUCGUCCACGAUGGCGGGAUGCUGAUGCUGCUGCCUUUCCUGCUCAAACAGCACAAAGUCUGGAGGAAAUGCAAGAUGCGUAUCUUCACUGUAGCGCAGAUGGACGACAACAGCAUCCAGAUGAAGAAGGACCUGGCUACGUUCCUUUACCAGCUGAGGAUAGAGGCGGAGGUGGAGGUGGUGGAGAUGCAUGACAGUGACAUCUCAGCCUACACCUACGAGCGGACUUUGAUGAUGGAGCAGAGGUCUCAGAUGUUGAGACAGAUGAGGCUGUCCACUGCAGAAAGACAAAGAGAGGUUUGUGUUGUAUCACGUAUCAGAUAUUUACACUGGGAGUUCAAACAGAGCAUUACAUGGCAGUGUAACAUGAAUACGCACCGACGCCCACGUCUUGUGAUGUUCCCGUGGCCUCCGCAGGCCCAGCUGGUCAAGGACAGGCACUCUUUGGUGCGCAUGGGGAGUCUGUACUCAGAUGAGGAGGAGGAGGUGGUCGAAGCGCCUCCAGAGAAGGUUCAGAUGACGUGGACCAGGGAGAAGUGCGAAGCCGAGAGGAGAAACCGGAGCAACGCCCCCGAGAACUUUCGAGAACUCAUGAGCCUUAAACCGGACCAGUCCAAUGUGCGGCGAAUGCACACGGCUGUGAAGCUGAACGAGGUAAUAGUUAACAGGUCCCACGACGCCCGAUUAGUGCUGCUCAACAUGCCAGGACCGCCCAGAAACCUAGACGGCGACGAGAACUAUAUGGAGUUUCUGGAGGUGUUGACGGAGGGCUUGGAAAGGGUGCUGCUGGUGAGAGGCGGCGGUCGGGAGGUCAUUACUAUCUACUCAUGACCAGUGAGAGCUGCUACACUGAACGGGCCACAUUCCACCUCCUGGACACAAGGCCACACACACAUCUGGGUGGAUGCAUUGUUUUUUCUAUUUUUAUACAGUACUGGGACAGAGUAGUUUACAUAUCUAUCCUGUAUGAUCGUUUUCCUGCUCAGAAAUUAAUACUUACACUACGUGUUACCUAAACGUUUUUUAGGGAAGUAUUUUCUUAUUUGUAGAUAACAAAACUAUAUUUGACAGAACUACCCUGCGUAGUAGACAUUUUUGAUUAUUUUGUAAGCAAAUUUUAUUUAUUUAUUUAUUUUCUACGUUUCCCCGCUGAAGGAAAGACAGUGUUACUGGGGUUGGGGUUGCAGAAACUGUGGGAUAAGACAGAAUCUCAGAGAAAGUAACUGAGUCAUGUAUAUAAACGAGUUUUGAGUCAUUACAUUUAUACAUUUUCUUACAGACCUGAAAAGCUUUUCUGUACCAACAUUGUUUUAAGUUAUAUCCUUAAGUUCCCUUACAUCGAACAUCAUUUGUCCUAAGCAUUUCAAGCAUCUCUUCAGUCUACUCGCGUCUCACACUCUAAAUAAAUGAUUUCAUCAUCAAUCCUGCACCUGCAAUCCCAGCUUGUUUGGCUGCUCUGUAUAUAGACACACCAGUUGCUGCUGUUUUAUUUUUGACCUAGCUGCGCUGUCUUGAGUCUCACCUGUUCAAACUGUAACCAUGACUGUUGCCAAAACAACAAAGGACUCAAGUCUCAUGUCUUUAGGAAACUGUUCUCACAUAUAAGACUGACACAUGACACGCAGCUGUUUCCUUUUGUAAGAAUGCAUGUGUUUAUUACUUCAGCAACAAAGGACGUCCAGUUAAUAAAAACUGAUUCUGAUCCUUGC